This is a messenger RNA of Ylistrum balloti, 1550 nucleotides long. Its product is annotated as lactose-binding lectin l-2-like. The record is from RefSeq and is a predicted model, not a curated record. The coding region runs from base 37 to 765 and encodes 242 amino acids. Lineage: Eukaryota; Metazoa; Mollusca; Bivalvia; Pectinida; Pectinidae. The transcript has 5 exons.
AUAGUUUCACUAUAAAUCAUCAUUCCCUAAUCAAAAAUGAACAUCAUUGGAUUAUUAUUCCUGUUGAUGUCAACUUUUCUUAUUUCGGUAUCACAACAACAAGCAUUGUUUACCGAAACACAACAACAACAACUCGAGGACAACCAGAUAGAGCAAAUACUAUCACAGAAGCUUUGGUCUCUAGUUGACGAGUAUGCAACUAACGUAUUUAACGAGGCCGUAGUGGAGCUGCAACGAAAUGUUCGAUCUGAGCUGGAUCAACUCUCGGAGAAAAUCGGCGAACUAGGCAACGAGGGAGUACAAAUUGGGAAGACCUUAAAAAACAUGACAAUGGAUAUCGGAAGACUCUCGUGUCCAGAUUCAACAGAAGGGAGAUAUAUAUUAUUCGGCGAGCAAUGCUUUAUGUUCAGAGAUGAGAGUAAGACCUGGACUCAAGCCAAGGAUUGGUGCAAGACGAUAAGUGCACACUUUGCCAGACCUACAACAGUGGCUAUCAACAACUUCAUGAAACGUGAAUGUGAAAUUAGAGGAAGCGCAUAUUGGGUAGGAGCUCACGACACAGAACAGGAAGGAACAUGGGAAUGGGAUGAUGGCGUUCCUCUUGGAAAAGAUGUUUGGGACUGGGCACCUGGGGAACCGAAUAAUUAUGGCUCCGGACAGGAUUGUAUGGGCAUAUGUCAUGGUAGUCGUAACAAUUGGGACGACAAAAAAUGUACCAUAGAAAUUGGAUUUAUUUGUCAAACAGCAGCAGUUAUGCGCCUCUGAAGAUAGGCCUUCCAAAGAAUAUGUGAUGUUUCCAUCCGCCCAACAACACGCACUCAGUGGUAUAUCGGUGGUAUCUAUUAGCACAACGUAUGCUGUUGAAAUCUCGGGCACGUUCUCAGAAUAAAACUAUGAACAGUUUACCAAGAUCAUUCAUUUUAAUAUCGAUGUCAUUAAAUAUGCAUGUUUUGUUUAUAAAAUUGUGGGUUGUUGCUUUACAGUGUUGUUCAUUCUUAAAAGUUGAUUUAAUCGAGUCUUUUACUGGAGAAAAAUAGGAUUACGUGGUAAGAUUUUAUAGGAUUCUGAGGCCAAAACCUUAUUUUGUUAUCAAUUAAACACACAUGUGAUAUUCAUUACGAUAAUAAGACGUUCAAAAUUAACACGCUUUUUCGGAUUAAAAUGGCAUUGCGUGAAACGGAACCAAACUCAAAACUCACUUCAAUUAAUUCAAAAGAUUUUAUUUUACGAUUGUAGUAAAUACAAAUGAUACAAGAAUAAAUAAAUUCUAUUUGAAUCUUUGAGAGAAACAAUGCACAAGGAUUUCACAUAAUAUAAAUGUAACGCUGAAUAACAUAUACUGCGUUAAAAUUAAGUUAAAUUUCUGAUAUGUUUACCUAAGAAUCUUUUGGAACAAUUGUAAAUGACUCGGAUAAAUAACAAUUAAUACUCAUUAUAAAUUCAUUACAUUAAUUGCAUCCUGAAAUAAAUUAGAUAUCACCAGUAAUUUUCUGACUCCAUCCAUAAUAGUGUUUGUAAUGGAAAUGAAUUAAAGCACAUUUAUUGUCUAA